UUUCGGGGCACCUCAGUCUCCAAACGCCGCUCCUCGUUACAUCACCAUCAGUCAUGCUCGUCCUCACGCUGCGCGACGUCGGAGCGGCAAUCACCUCGACUCUUUCCGUCAAAGCCCCGUCAUAACCAGCACGACCGAACGCGGUCUCCUUCUGCGGCUCAUUCCAAGUUCCAACACCAACAUCUCCUUGCGAGGCUCGCGAACGACCUGCAUGCAAUAACCGACAUCCUCCAGACUUCAACAUCAUGCCGCCCGUCAAGGCUUCCGUCCUGCACGCCGCCCGCGAUCUGCGCCUCGAGGAGCGUGACCUCGCCGCCCCAGCUUCCGAUGAGGUUCAGAUUGCUGUCCAGUCCACUGGGCUCUGCGGCUCCGACUUGCACUACUUCAACCACUUCCGCAAUGGCGACUUUCUCGUCCGCGAGCCGCUCACCCUCGGCCACGAGUCCAGCGGCACCGUUGUCGCGACUGGCGCAUCCGUCUCCAACCUGCAGCCGGGGGACCGUGUCGCCAUCGAGGUCGGUCUGCCGUGCGAGAGCUGCGAGUAUUGCAGCCAGGGCCGUUAUAACAUCUGCCGCGGCAUGCGCUUCCGCAGCUCGGCCAAGGCCAUGCCUCAUGCCCAAGGUACCUUGCAGGAGAGGAUAAACCACCCCGCGCGGUGGUGUCACAAACUCCCCAACGACCUGUCACUCGACCUUGGCGCGAUCGUUGAGCCACUCUCCGUCGCCAUGCACGCUCGCGACCGCGCCAACCUGCCUGAGGGGUCAACCGUGCUCGUCUUCGGCGCCGGCGCUGUCGGCCUGCUGGCUGCCGCCGUGAGCAAGGCAGCACGGGCCUCGGCCGUCGUCAUAGCCGACAUUCAAAAAGACCGCGUCGACUUUGCUGUCGCCAACGGCUACGCCGACGCCGGCGUUGUGGUGCCCAUGGCCCGCCCCCAGACGAUUGAGGAGAAGCUGCUGUACGCGGCCGACGUUGCGGACAAGAUCAAGACCACCGAGGUGCACGGCAAGCCCAUCGGCGAGGUAACGGCCGUGUAUGAGUGCACCGGCGUGGAGACGUGCGUGCAGAGUUCUAUAUACGUGAGUGGGCCUGCUUGUCCCCCCUGCUCGGCGGAGCGUCCACUGGCUGACGUCUGUAGGCCACCAAACCUGGCGGCAAGGUCAUGAUCAUCGGCAUGGGCACGCCCAUCCUCACGCUCCCCAUGUCGGCGGCCGCCCUGCGCGAGGUCGACCUCUUGGGCGUCUUCCGCUACGCCAACACGUACAAGCGCGCCAUAGAGCUGCUGUCCAGCCCGCCGCCCGAGAUGCCGGACCUGAAGACGCUCGUGACGCAUCGCUACAAGGGCAUGGCGCUCAUCCCGGACGCCUUCUCCAUGGCCGCCCGAGUCAAGGAUGAGGAGGGCAAGCUGGUGCUCAAGGUAGUGGUUGACAUGAAGGAGUGAUGUGAGCCAUGGGGGGGAGCUGGGCCUCGGCUGCUACUCGCCAAUACCAACGGCCCUUUGCAAAAAAGUCUCUCGUGUCUUUGUCAACGAAGACACUGUCAUGGUCCCCGUCGUCAGGCCGGCCGCCGAAUGCUCCGUCUGACGAUGGGCAGACCCCGCAACGCCAACGCCAUGCAGUCGUAGAAUGUAGUUUUAGCAUGUCAAUACCACGAGCCUGCCGCACGUGGCGGCGGGGGCCGCCUCGCUCACACUUGC
Molecule: messenger RNA, 1693 nt
Organism: Purpureocillium takamizusanense
Lineage: Eukaryota; Fungi; Ascomycota; Sordariomycetes; Hypocreales; Ophiocordycipitaceae
Product: L-iditol 2-dehydrogenase
Exons: 2
Coding region: 246-1163 (305 amino acids)
Biological process (GO): D-sorbitol catabolic process
Molecular function (GO): L-iditol 2-dehydrogenase (NAD+) activity; zinc ion binding
Source: RefSeq, a predicted model, not a curated record